Messenger RNA from Nerophis lumbriciformis (worm pipefish), 1917 nucleotides. The record is from RefSeq and is a predicted model, not a curated record. NCBI's taxonomy places the organism in Eukaryota, Metazoa, Chordata, Actinopteri, Syngnathiformes, Syngnathidae.
AUGCUUCACCGCACCAAAUACAACCGCUUCAGGAAUGAAUCGGUGACGUCCGUCGAUGACAUUGUCCACGGCCUGUCAAUGAACCCCAAGUUGUCGGCCAGCCCUGAACCGCCUUAUGCGCCGCCGGCUGAUGUUCAGCCCUCAGCCGCCUCCAACGCCCCCGCCGCCCCGUUGGCCCCCGUCAGCCAAGACCACCCGGACGAUGGCGGUACGCCCCUGUGCACCCUCAUCAACAAGGUGUCCAACUUGAAGUUCACCAACUCGGGAAGCUUGCUCGGCAUCAAGAGUUUACCCUCGGCGGUUAAGGACCUGGCGGUGGCCAAGCUGCAAGGCGGAGGGGGUUCGGGGUCCGGCCCCGGAGCUGCGGCGGUGACGGCGGCGGCGCCCUGCCCCCCGACGACGGAGAAUGCCGCUAGCAUGAGCAAGAAGAGCAGGCUGGAUGAACUUCCACCCGGUGGGGAGGACUGGAACCCUGGACCACUAGGCAAACCCUUCAGAGGAUGGCUACACUCAAGUGAGAAGAUCUCAGGUCCAGGGGUGACGUACAUUGUUAAGUAUCUGGGUUGCAUUGAAGUGCUGCGAUCAAUGAGGUCUUUAGAUUUCACGACACGAUCGCAAAUAACAAGAGAAGCCAUCAGCUUGGUCUGGGAGGCUGUUCCGGGGACCAAAGGAGCUCUACGGAAGCGAAAGCCACCAUCCAAAGCUCUAUCCAGCAUCCUCGGGAAGAGCAAUCUGCAGUUUGCUGGCAUGUCCAUCAACCUAAACAUCUCCACCAGUAGCCUCAACCUGAUGACACCGGACUGCAAACAGAUCAUAGCCAACCAUCACAUGCAGUCCAUCUCUUUUGCAUCUGGUGGCGACCCUGACACAACUGACUUUGUGGCCUAUGUAGCGAAGGAUCCUGUUAACAGAAGAGCAUGUCACAUCCUGGAGUGCUCCGACGGUCUGGCCCAGGACGUCAUCAGCACCAUCGGCCAAGCCUUUGACCUUCGUUUCCAGCAGUACCUGCAGUGUCCUUCCAGCAAGCCUUCCUCCACACAGGACAGAGUUCUCAACGUGGAGGACUUGCCGUGGACGGAGGAGGAAGAAGAGUCCGCCGAACAUCCGUACUACAACAACAUCCCGGGGAAGAUGCCGCCCCCUGGAGGCUGCAUUGACACGCGGCUGACCAAUCAGAACGCGCCCUCAGAUGGAAGCCAGACGGGCUCAAACUCUGUGGAUCAGAACUAUUACCAAGGGCGACAUUGUGGAGAAAACUGGUCAGAGGAGAGAAAGUCUGUCUUUAUUCAACAAGGGUCCUUGGAUAUAACCAGUGAGUACAAAGGUCCGGUGACAAAAGCAGACGAGAUGCCCACAUACAUGAACACUCAGCAGAUAGACGAGCAGGUCUUGGCGGCGCUGCAAGCUGAGGCGGAACAAGUGACCAAGAGCAUGGCAGCCGUCGCCAGGGAGAACCCUCAGACGGAUCUUUUUGACAUGAAACCCUUCGAGGACGCCAUCCACUCACAGCCGAAAGCGGCUUCGCAGGUGUCCGCCCUCCACAAGGCAACAUCAGUGGACAAUUCCAGCCCGCUGCUGGCCCGCUCCAUCGCCUUCCGGGUGCAGGAGGAACUGGAAGGCCAGGCGUGGUACCGUGGCAAGAUGAGCCGACGUGACGCUGAAAAACUACUACGCGAGGAUGGUGACUUCCUGGUGCGCAAGAGCGCCACCAACCCGGGUUCGUACGUGCUGACCGGCAUGCACAACGGGAUGGCCAAGCACCUGUUGUUGGUGGAUCCUGAAGGCACGGUCCGGACUAAAGAUCACAUUUUUGACAGCAUUGGCCACCUGAUUGGCUACCACCGUGACAACAACCUGCCAAUCGUUUCAGCCGGUAGUGAACUGUGUCUUCUGCAGCCGGUAGUAUGGAAGCAGUGA